Messenger RNA from Lachancea meyersii CBS 8951, 2595 nucleotides. NCBI's taxonomy places the organism in Eukaryota, Fungi, Ascomycota, Saccharomycetes, Saccharomycetales, Saccharomycetaceae. The record is from the annotation of a GenBank genome assembly.
AUGAAGCUGGAUAUAAAAAAAGCGUUUGCAAACCGCUCUGACCGUGUAAAGGGUAUCGAUUUCCAUCCAACGGAACCAUGGGUCUUGACAACACUUUACUCGGGUAGAGUGGAGAUCUGGAAUUUCGAAACGCAAACGGAGGUUAAGUCCAUUGCGGUCACCGAUACUCCUGUGAGAGCGGGUAGAUUCAUAGCCAGAAAGAACUGGAUCGUGGUGGGCUCCGAUGAUUUCAAGAUCAGAGUGUUCAAUUACAACACUGGGGAGAAGGUGGCAGACUUCGAGGCCCAUCCUGACUACAUCAGAUCGUUGGCAGUGCAUCCAACAAGACCUUAUGUGCUGUCGGGGUCUGACGACACGACGAUCAGAUUCUGGAAUUGGGAGAAAAACUGGUCUCUAGAGCAAACUUUUGAAGGCCACCAGCAUUUUGUUAUGAGCGUGGCUUUCAAUCCUAAAGAUCCUAGCACGUUUGCGUCGGCAAGUCAGGAUCUCACAGUUAAGGUCUGGUCUUUGGGCCAGGCAACGGCUAACUUUACUCUCCACGCUCACGAAACUAGGGGAGUCAAUUACGUCGACUACUAUCCGCUGCAAGACAAACCAUACUUGAUCACUAGUUCAGAUGAUCGCACUGCGAAAAUCUGGGAUUAUCAGACCAAAUCCUGCGUUGCUACUCUGGAGGGACACAUGGCCAAUGUUUCUUUCGCAGUCUUCCAUCCUUCUCUGCCAAUUAUCGUGACUGGCUCUGAGGACAGCACCUUGAAGAUUUGGAACUCAAACACAUACAAGCUGGAAAAGACUUUGAACCUUGGGUUGGAAAGGAGUUGGUGCAUUGCCACUCAUCCAACAGGAAAACGCAAUUUAAUUGCUUCUGGUUUCGACAGUGGCUUCACGGUCUUAUCGCUGGGCAAUGACGAGCCUAAGCUCUCCUUGGACCCCGUCGGAAAACUUGUGUGGUGCGGAGGCAAGAACGCUUCUGCAACUGACGUUUUCACUGCCGCCAUCAGGGGUGGCAUGGAAGGGGUGGAUGGAGAACCCUUGCCCUUGCAAACUAAGGAGCUGGGUACGGUUGAUGUCUUUCCUCAGUCUAUGAAACACUCUCCAAACGGCAGAUUUGUUACGGUUGUCGGCGAUGGUGAAUAUAUCGUUUACACCGCCCUGGCAUGGAGAAAUAAAGCAUUUGGAAAGUGUCACGACUUCGUUUGGGGCCCUGACUCCAACAGCUAUGCAUUGAUAGACGAAACGGGUCAUGUCAAAUUUUACAAGAACUUCAAAGAAACCACUUCAUGGUCGUUGCCUUUGGAAUUUGGUAUUGAGAAGCUUUACUCUGGUGCGUUUCUCGGAGUCAAAGCUGAUGGAUUUGUCUAUUUCUUUGAUUGGGACUCAGGCUCCCUUGUCAGAAGAAUUGAUGUCGACGCUCGCGACAUCGUUUGGUCUGAAAAUGGCGAGCUUGUCAUGAUCAUCAACAACACAGAUGAAAGCAACACAGAUGAAAGUUCGGCUUAUGUUUUGGACUUCAACAGGGAAAUCUAUGAAAACUUUUUGGCCAGUGAGGAGGAAAUUUCUGAAGACGGCGUUGAAGAGGCAUUCGAAGUCUUGUAUGAAGUGAACGACACCAUCAGCUCAGGAAAAUGGGUCGGUGACGUUUUCAUUUACACGACAACAACUAACAGACUCAACUACUUCGUCGGUGGUAAAUCGUACAACCUUGCUCAUUUCGACAAAGAGAUGUACAUGCUAGGAUACCUCCCACGGGAUAAUAAGGUCUACUUGGCUGAUCACGAUAUUCACAUUUACGGCUAUGAAAUAUCUAUCGAAGUGUUGGAGUUUCAAACACUCGUUUUGAGAGGUGACUUGGAACAAGCCAAGUCUGAUGUGCUUCCCAACAUUCAGGGUAAAGAGAAUCUGCUCAAGAUAUCCAGAUUCCUCGAAGGUCAGAAUUACCACGAAGACGCUCUAGAGGUUAGUCCCGACAACGACCAAAAGUUUGAUUUAGCGCUCAAACUGGGGAAACUUUCCUUGGCUCAGACCAUAGUGACUGAGAAUGAAAACGAGUUCAAAUGGAGACAGCUUGGGGACAAGGCACUUCAAUGCUUUGACUUUAAAUUGGCUUUGGAGUCAUACGAAAAAGCCUCUGACCUUGAGUCUCUCUUCUUACUUCACUCUACCUUCAACAACAAAUCUGCGCUGGUGGAUCUAGGUCAAAAAGCACAGAAAGCUGGUAAGUACAAUUUGGCGUUCAAUUCAUUCUGGGUUGCAGGAGAUAUAGAUGGAGCAAGAGAACUGCUGGCAUCGAGCGAAAGGUAUUCCGAGGCUGCCAUUUUAUCCAAGACUUACAGUGACGAUGUUAACGCCACAAAUGACAUGAUCACAAAGUGGAAGGACAGCCUGAAUCUAGCCGGCAAAUCUACGAUAGCGUCCAGAAUUUUGAGACUUACCGAAGGCGACAAGAAUGCGAUCAAGGAAUCAUUAGUCGACAUGGAUACAAAAGAUGUUGAGCAGCCAGAAGUAUCGGAGGAUGACACACCUUUUCCAGCCGCAUCGAAGCAAUCCGAUGAAGUUGAGGCUUUGACACAAGGUGAUGAAGAAUCUCAGGACUAA